AUGAGAGGCUGGAUAGAGGCUCCACUCGCCGCCUAUCUGCGGCCGCUCCUCAACCGCCUACGCCAACGCUGCGCACCCACUACCUUUGGCAAAAUAACUGACGAAGACACAUGGGCAACUUUAGAGCGGGCCCGCCAAGACGCCUCAAUGGCCCCCCCGCGAGACUUUGUACUAGCACAAGCCCCAACAUUGGAGCUCGACCCCCGUUUCGAGCUGACGGGGGCACGCCUCGAUGCCCUGACCCAAGCCCUAGCAUACCAUGGCAUACUAGAGCUCAGGGGAACUGAGACACGGCUUCGGACGCACUCACCUCCAAGCACCCCAUUGACGCAUGGAGCCAUAUGGACUAGCCUACGGCACCGAGAUUUUAGUAGGGCAUUCGCGGUUUUCCUCUGGAAAGUUAUGCAUGACGGCUUGAAAUGUGGCACUUACUGGGAUAAGAUUCAGGGAUACGAACACAGGGCCCAAUGCGGCAGGUGUGGACUGCCGGAGACAAUACAACAUAUCCUCUUCGAUUGUGAAGCCGUAGGACAGUCAUUGGUAUGGUCCAUAGUCGGCGGAAUAUGGAAAAAGAAAGCGCCUGAUGCAGAAUGGCGGGCCCUGACCCCAGCAGACUUUCUCUCGGUCGGCCUGAAAACGUGGAAGGACAACAAAGGACGAUUUCGGCCGGGCGCCACACGGCUCUGGAGAAUAAUGAUAUCUGAGGCCGCACACCUGAUCUGGAAGUUGAGGUGCGAGAGAGUUAUUGGACACGCCGAGGAAGACGACUGGGAACACAGUCAGCCCCUGGUUUGGAAUAAGCUGCAGUACGUGCUGAAUAGCCGAUUGGCACAAGAUGUCGAAUCAGUGCGACGGAAAUAUGGCGACUCUGCGAUAGACAGACGACUAGUUCUUGCAACAUGGAAUAGAACUCUACGGGACGAACCUGCGCUCCCGGAAGACUGGACAACAUGGAAAGGUUUUUAG
Molecule: messenger RNA, 966 nt
Organism: Fomitopsis serialis
Lineage: Eukaryota; Fungi; Basidiomycota; Agaricomycetes; Polyporales; Fomitopsidaceae
Exons: 2
Coding region: 1-966 (321 amino acids)
Source: RefSeq, a predicted model, not a curated record